AUGCGCGAAGGAAGGAAACAGCUUUAUACCAUACAACAACAGUAUGCAGAGCGCAACAUAGACACCAGAAUAAAAGAAGACAAAUUAGUUUUCACCCAGAGUAACUCGGUAUAUAGAGACAAACUUGGACCUAGACCCAUCGACGACGAAAUAAUUACAAGGGAAGAGGUAAAGAAGUGUUCAGUACAGGCAACUCCAAUAACGAUAUCGGGAACCGCUUCACCGGUCACGCCACCGCCGCCGUAUCGUUUAAGCAGGUCAAACGAUUAUUGGUCGAAGACUGGAAUGAGUACUAAGUGCUACCCCUACGUGUUCGCCAACAGAUUGGAAGGACCAUAUGGCGCGAUUAACGAAGGUUCGAACGAUGAUGGGGACCACGGAGCAAGUUGA
Molecule: messenger RNA, 390 nt
Organism: Magallana angulata
Lineage: Eukaryota; Metazoa; Mollusca; Bivalvia; Ostreida; Ostreidae
Exons: 1
Coding region: 1-390 (129 amino acids)
Source: RefSeq, a predicted model, not a curated record